This is a messenger RNA of Ixodes scapularis (black-legged tick), 614 nucleotides long. RefSeq lists its product as uncharacterized. The coding region runs from base 24 to 584 and encodes 186 amino acids. Lineage: Eukaryota; Metazoa; Arthropoda; Arachnida; Ixodida; Ixodidae. The transcript has 3 exons. The record is from RefSeq and is a predicted model, not a curated record.
GCAGGACCAACAAAGCUUCCGCCAUGGCAGAGCUACACGCCGCCAAUGCCAUCAGGGAGACAGCUGUGACGGCAAUCAAUGCAGCAGCCGCUGCUGCGAAGAACAUAGCCAACGCAGAGGAGGUAGUGGACGAAGAUUUGGACAACAUUAUGGGUGAGGAGUCUCCAGCGUCUCUUCUACUCAUGCAGAUGUCUGAGAAUGGCGCCAGAAGCACGCCUGCAGUUGCCACGCCUGCCACCGGAGGCCCUUCGCAGUCGGCGUCCACCGAUGGGGCCAAUGGGUCCGGUCGCACGAGGUCACCACCACCACCUAGGGCAAGAACUGCGGCACUGCGAGGAAAGAAGAAAACUCGCGAUGGGGACGUGGCCGCCUUCUUGCAGCAGCGCAGUCAUCAGGAGCGAGCCAUUCGAGAGAGGGAGCUCGAUAUAGAAGAGCGGAGACUCGCUCUAGAUGAAAAACGGCUGGAGUUCGAGCGUGAACGAUUUGCCGAGGAAGCCCAGGCGAGAGCCGAGGAAAGGCGCGAGCUCUCCGAACAGCGACGGAUCAUGUUCGAGUUCCUGCUCGCUCAGGACAAAAGGAGUUGAAGAUUUGUGGCUCUACUUCCAAUAAAGGGA